This is a messenger RNA of Fusarium keratoplasticum, 1662 nucleotides long. Its product is annotated as CBF domain-containing protein. Gene Ontology annotation, cellular component: nucleolus; Noc4p-Nop14p complex; small-subunit processome. Gene Ontology annotation, biological process: ribosome biogenesis. The record is from RefSeq and is a predicted model, not a curated record. The transcript has 3 exons. NCBI's taxonomy places the organism in Eukaryota, Fungi, Ascomycota, Sordariomycetes, Hypocreales, Nectriaceae. Bases 1 to 1662 code for a protein of 553 amino acids.
AUGCCCAAGGCCGCUACAGAGGAGCGCUCCAAGCGCAAGCGGUCCUCAGCUCAAGAGAAGCCCACCAAGAGACGGAGGUCAUCAAGCGCCAGCGAUGAGUCCGAGGAUCCCAACGCCAAGAUCCUGCUCAUGGAACAAGGCAUCCUAGAGUCGCGGAAGAACUACAACGACAUCACCGUCCUUCUCAGCACCGCCAAUGACUUCAAAAAGGGCGAGCCCGAGAGCAUGCUGGCAACCGUCGCGCUCUGCCGCAUCUUUGUGCGGCUGCUCACCCAGGGCGCUCUCAUCUCCAAGAAGAGCCUGUCCGAGAAGGACUUGGUCGUCGUCGGCUGGCUCAAGGAGCAGUUCGGGGAGUUUAAGAAGACUCUGCUCGCAAUGCUUCGGGAUGAGGAGCUGGCCCCGACCGCCCUGACUCUUUGCAUGAGGACGCUCAAGGCUGAGGGGCAGUUUAUGUAUGACAAGGAGGAGUACAUUUUCCCUCGGGCAUUCCAUCGCGACAUUAUGGAAUCACUCCUUAUGAGUGAGAAUGAGGACGCAAGCAAGGUCUAUAUCGAGGAGUUUGCUGAGCAGUAUGACGACAUCCGCUACUUUACAUUCAGCUCAGUCAAGUACAUUGUGGAGAAACAUUCAGACAAUAAUGCUUCACCAGAACUCUUUGAUCGAUGUUUUGCGCUCUUGUCUGCUCUAGAUGGCGUCCCAGAGUCCGCUGAUGAGCUGGAGGAUUACUACGUCCCGCGGCCAAAGAAGAAGGCUCAUCCUCUUCGAAAUGUCACCCAGCACAAGAAGCAAGGCCAAGAGGCAUGGCUUGCCAUUAUGACCCUCGCUGAGGAAAAGGAGCAGCGCAAGCGGAUACUCGACAUCAUCUCGACCGUGAUUGCUCCCUGGUUCACAAAACCGGAGCUGCUCGCCGACUUCCUGACCAACUCCUACGACGUCGGCGGUUCCAUGUCCCUCCUGGCCCUUUCGGGUGUCUUUUACUUGAUCUCGGAGCGGAAUCUGGACUACCCCUCCUUCUACACAAAACUCUACUCCCUUCUGGAUCGCGAUAUUCUUCACUCCAAGCACCGAUCACGAUUCUUCCGCCUAUUGGACACCUUCCUCGCCUCAACCCAUCUUCCGGCAGCGCUCGUCGCUAGCUUUAUCAAGCGCCUCGCCCGGCUUUCGCUGAAUGCGCCCCCCAGCGCCAUCGUAUUUGUGACCCCCUGGAUCUACAACCUGCUUAAGCGUCACCCGACAUGCACAUUCAUGAUUCACCGAGAGGAGAGGGACCCCGAGGUCAAGAAGCACAUGAGCGAACAUGGCGCUGAGGACCCAUUCCUGCCGGACGAGACGGACCCAAUGGAGACGCAGGCGAUUGACAGCUGUCUCUGGGAGCUUGUGCAGCUCCAGUCUCAUUACCACCCGAACGUUGCCACUAUUACCAAGGUCAUCUCUGAGCAGUUCACCAAGGUUUCUUACAACAUUGAAGAUUUCCUCGACCACUCAUAUGCUACUCUCCUCGAGGCCGAGAUGACCAAGAACGUCAAGAAGGCACCUGUCGUCGAGUUCCAUAUUCCCAAGAAGGUCUUCCUGCCACAUGAGACCGGUGACGCUGAGCCCGACAGCCUGCUUGUCAAGCUGUGGGACUUUGAGGGAUCGCCCCAGACCGCUGAAGUUGCGUGA